UCCCCCUCAAGUGAUCCUCGAAGUCUCUUGAAGAUCGUUCCAACUUUUCAAAGUUUCCAAGCUCUCUCCUCUUGUCCUUCUUUCCGAGUCUCCUCCUCCUCCCUUUCCUCUCUUCCGCUCCUCUUCUUCUCAUUAAACUUCUGUGCGAGUUGACAGCGAUGGCGCCGGAGAUCGUCAGGAGGGCGGCGGCGGCGGUCGCUGCAUAUGGAAAGCGGCCGGCGGCGGCGGUGUCGAGAAGGGCGUACGUGACGUUCCUCGCCGGCGACGGGGACUACUGGAAGGGCGUUGUCGGGCUGGCGAAGGGACUGAGGAAGGUAAAAUCCGCGUAUCCGCUGGUAGUAGCCAUGCUGCCGGACGUUCCGGAGGGCCACCGCCGGAUCCUCCGCUCCCAGGGCUGCCUCGUCCGCGAGAUCGAGCCCGUCCACCCCCCGGAAAACCAGACCCAGUUCGCCAUGGCCUACUACGUGAUAAACUACUCCAAGCUCCGUAUCUGGGAGUUUGUGGAGUACCAGAAGAUGAUAUACCUGGACGCGGAUAUCCAGGUAUACGAUAACAUCGACCACCUCUUCGAUCUCCCGGGUGGGCAUUUCUAUGCGGUCAUGGAUUGUUUCUGCGAGAAAACUUGGAGUCACACGCCGCAAUACCAGAUCGGAUACUGCCAGCAGUGCCCGGAUAAGGUAUCUUGGCCGGAGGACAAGCUUGGAGCGCCGCCGGCGCUCUACUUCAACGCCGGCAUGUUCGUCCAUGAGCCCAGCCUCGCCACCGCCGAGUCUCUCCUUAAGACCCUCAAGUCCAUUACCCCCACACCCUUCGCCGAGCAGGACUUUUUGAACAUGUUCUUCAAGGAUAUUUACAAGCCGAUCGCCGGGGUUUACAAUUUGGUCCUCGCGAUGCUGUGGAGGCACCCGGAGAACGUGCAGCUGGACAAGGUCAAGGUGGUCCACUACUGCGCUGCGGGGUCAAAGCCGUGGAGGUACACGGGGAAGGAGGCGAAUAUGGACCGGGAGGACAUCAAGAUGCUGGUGGAGAAGUGGUGGGAUAUAUACAACGACGAGUCGUUGGACUACAAGGGGCCGGCGGUGGUGGUGGACGGAGUUCCGGCGACAGCGGGGGCGGCGGCGGACGGGUUGAAGCAGCCGUUCCUGGCGGUGCUGUCGGAGGCCGGGGUUGUGCAUUACGUCGCUGCGCCCUCGGCGGCGUGAUGUGGGCAAGGCUGGAAGUGGGUAUAGCUACGGGGAAGCCGAAAUGGCACUCUCGCGCUCCCCUUUUUUUUAUUUCAAGAUUUAUUUUGAGUCUAUUUUGGAAUGAUAUCGUGUGUUUGAGGUCUGGAGUUUGUGAACCUGUGGAGUUGAUAAAUAAGAAUUGUGUUUGUAUAUAAUAGAAUAUGACCAAAAGAGAACAGAAAAAAAAGGAAAGAAAGGGUUUAUACUGUAAGAUGUCUUUAAAUCGCGUAAUGGCAGGACUUCGUUAACUAUUUGGAGUUCA
Messenger RNA from Phoenix dactylifera (date palm), 1485 nucleotides. RefSeq names its product galactinol synthase 2-like. The record is from RefSeq and is a predicted model, not a curated record. Gene Ontology annotation, molecular function: glycosyltransferase activity. Lineage: Eukaryota; Viridiplantae; Streptophyta; Magnoliopsida; Arecales; Arecaceae.